GCGGAGCCUCAGUGUGGCUGCCAGCCGAGCUCUUGGCUGUUGUGCUCCGGGACUCUCAAGACGCCUGCGCUCGCCGGGGCCGCCGUGGAUUGUGUACAGCAAGCCCCCUAGUGCCGCACGAGGGCAUCGCAGAAGCCGAGGAGGAGAAAGCGGCAAGCGUCCGAAGAAAGAAAAAAAAGUUGAGCGGGGCGGCGGUGCGAGCGGACUUGGGAAGAGAACUCUGGAGAGCGGGACCUCAUCGCACGGUAGCGCGCGCCCCGCGCACGCGCACCCAGACACCGACGGAUUGACUGAACGGCCAGCAGCGGUGCCAGCGACGGGACCCGCGACUCUCCGGAGCGAUGCGACUCAACUGAGCGAUGACUGGUAGGAAUGGACAGGCUGCAGCCCGCCGGAAACAUGGCGUCUGCCUCGUCUCCAGCCUCCUUGUGUGCCUCCCGUUACUGCUGGACCCGGGACCGGUGGGCGCCGAGCUGCGAUGCCGUCCGUGUCCCACCAACUGCACGUGCGAGCCAACAGCAACGGCGGUGGCCUCGUGUAGCGUUAACUGCUCGCGCAGCGGACUGGAGCGCGGACCGGAUCACUGGGACAUCCCAUCCGAGACCGACGUUCUGGAUCUCUCACACAACAGCAUUUCCUCGAUAGACGCCAGCCUCUUUGAACAUUUGACUUCCUUGAAGGAACUGUAUCUUCAGGGUAACAAUCUAAGUAACCUUCCAUAUGGUAUCUUCUGUUUGAAACCCUUGUCCAUUCUAGAUUUAAGCAACAACCAAAUUUCUACGUUGGGAGUGUGCAGUAAUUUAUUUAAUUUAAGUGAAAUAAACUUGAGCUUCAAUCCAUUUGUGUGCGAAUGCCAGCUUUUGCGGUUUGUGUCGUGGAUCGCGGAAAACCGGGUGACGGUGCACCAAGCCGAGUCCACACAGUGCGCCACUCCAGCCGAUGUGCAAGGGGUGCACUUGUUAAACGUCAGCCUCUCAAGAAUCAUGUGUGACCAAAGCUAUGUGUCCUGCCAGCUCGAUGAGCACACGGGGAAGAAGGAACUUGUCAUCUAUAAGUCCGUCAUGCCGGGGAACUUCACGAAGGAGUCCUGCAACGCCCUGUGCGUCAGCACACGCAAUGUCUACGGGGCCAUCGGCCAGAAGAACGAGUGUUUGUGCAGCAACAAUUUUGAGACGAACCUGAUCAGCGAGGCCCAGUGCUCCUCGGCUUGCUCCGACACCGCCAUCAUGCAUGGCUGCGGCUGGACUCUGGCCGAGCAGCCCUUUCUGGUCAGUUUCUUGGCCUCUCUAAGUCCCCCGGGCACCAUCGACCUGUAUGAAGUGGCCCUGCUUAACAUCAGUAUUUCUGCACCGGUCAGUGCCUUACUGUGGGAUUUCGGCGAUGACAGCCCGCAGAUAAACACGAGUAAGAGGUCCGUGGCCCACAAGUACGCGCUCCCCGGGAAGUACCGGAUCAACGUCACUCUCGUGUCGGAAAUCAAGAACAUCUUCGUCCACACGGAAAUCAACGUGGCCGUCCCGGAAAGGUGGGAACUGCGGUGUCCCGUGGCAGUAGUAGCCAAUCACAGCAUUGACAUCAGCAUGGUGGCCUGGGAUGGCCCUAACAGAACCGUGCAGUGGUGGAUCGUACCCCAUGAUGAGAGCACAGGGCAAGUGAACCUCUGCUCACUUGAUGAUGUGGGAGCUGCUCGAAGUGCCCCCUGUUACCAGCUUGUUAAGGGUGGUGCAACACUGGAGGAAGCCCAGCAGAAUUGCUCCAAAGGGGGCGCCGCGGGACGCCUGGCUGUGCUGAGAAGCCCACAGACUUUGGCAGUUCUGGCAGCGGGCAUGGAGCGUGAUGGACACGCGUGGAUUGACUUUCAGCAGGGGGCCACUAAAGAUGGGAGGAACCUCACAAACGAAGAAGCUGCUUGCUUUUCCCUUAACGCCACUGGCCAUGCGAAUCCCACGGCGUGCUCUGCCAGACACGGCUUCAUCUGUGAAUACUUACCUGAAGAGAAGAUCCUCAAUGCAGAUUACUUCAUGGAGGGGACUGUGACCUUCGAUUCAAUGUCACCCUUUGCCACCAUCAACACUGUCACAUCUCUGGGGACACCGUCUGGGAGUAUUGAGCUCCUCAGGUUCCCGGGUGUGAGCUUCAGGCAGGAAGGAGCUCUGGCCUCAGUGGAGUUUGUGACGUGCCCCUUGAAUCGGACCACCCAAGUGAGGUUUCAGUUAUUCCGUCCACAUUGUGAACACUUGGCUGGGCUGCACUUGGCUCUUCCAGGUUGUGGAGAGGCCUGCACGUCCACCUCUGUCUGUCAGCCUAAGGCCAGCGGUGCCCCUCAGGCUCCAUGCCCACCGGGUUACCAGUGGUGUCAGUUCACCGCCGACUGCCUGCCGCUGAGGAAUUCUUGCCGGCCUUCUUUGUGCAGCAACUGCUCUGGCGUGGACUCCCCUCCAGCUGGCGCCCUCCUACCUGAACUGCGCUUUGUGAAGGAGCUCCUCCUGGUGCUGCCACCCGGUGGUCCGACUCAUUAUCUGGCACACGUUUGGGGUGACAACAUCACCGUCCUCCCAGGUGACACAGUUGCUGUGCAGCACGAUGCAGACUCCGGCUCCUUAAUCGACUGCCACCACGCUGCAUCUUCACCAUGGCGGCAGGACCUUCUUUAUAUGAACCUUUCGGAGUGGACAAGAAGCCCAGUGAACGAUGAAUCAAACGUGCAGAAGGUCAGGGACUCGGUUUGUAACCUUAGGUUUCGAUACACGAGCCAAAGAGAAAGCCCGUUUGACCAUGAAGCACUAGAGGUGGGCCUCCCAACCCAAGGCGAGUACACUUUCUAUGCACAGACGAAAAGCAGAACUCUGGCCGACGCUCUUUCCUGCACUUUCCAAGUGGUUGCUCCACUGGCCUUGACGGUCGUCUACCCGACUCCACAAGAGGGCAUCAUCUAUGUCUCACGAGACCAGAGCUUCAUACUGGUGAAAGUCCACUCCAAAGCCAACGUGACAGCCCACUGGGACGGAGGCAACCAGACCUUCACAUUCACAAGGAAAUGUCCGGCCGAGGCGGCCCACCUGAAGGAGUGUGCGGCGGACUUGAGCGAUGGCACCCAGUUUGCAGUUGUCGAUCUGGACUUCGGCAAUUCCACCUCCGUCUCUUUUCUUCUCAUCGCGGAGGACGGAGUGAGUCGUGAAAACCUCACGCUGGAGGUCAAAGUUGAGGACGCUGUCAGAGGCCUUCGUGUCCUUCCCGACCCAAACCAACGGGUUCUGGUUAAUUUAUUAGUGAGUUACACUGCGCAAGUGGACGCCGGUUCCGAUGUUAGCUUCCGCUGGACUGUCGACGACAAGCCCUCCUUCACGUACUACAACACCGUGCUGAAUGUCAUCUACCAGAACGCGGCCGUCUACAAGCUUUCGGUCACCGCGAUGAACCACGUCAGCAAUGUCACCGAGGAUUUCAACGUGACUGUGGACAUGAUGUGGAAGAUGAGCCACCUGACUGUCACCGGGAUCCCCGAUGUCGCGGCUCAGAACGCAACACUCGCCUUCAGUGCCCGAGUUCAGGUGGAUUCGGCCGUGGAGGCGACUUUCCGGUGGAUUUUCGGGGAUGGAGGCAACGAAACGGCUCAUGUUAAGCCCCCUUACGGCACCACCCUCGAUGUACCACAGGCCGUGGUGGAAAGCAACGUCACUUACGCUUACAGGGAAGCAGGAGAAUACACGUUGACCCUGAUCGUUUCCAACCACCAUGAAAACCUGACCUACGCGGUGCCCGUGUCCGUCCGCCUGCUCCUCACCGACAUCCUCGUCGAAGUGAUUUCACCCAUCCUGGUGGUCAAUCAGACGGCCGUAUUCAGCGCCCGGGCCCUGCCCUCUUCAGACGGGGUCAUUUACACGUGGAGCUUCGGUGACGACUCUGAGCCUUUCCAGGGCCAGGAGCUCGAGAGUUACGUCUUCCAAAAAAGUGGCCCCUACAACGUGAGCGUCCGGGCCAAUAACACGGUCAGCUGGGCUCAAACCAAAAUCGGUGUCAUGGUGCUCGAGGAGAUCACGGGGCUGGCGGCCUCCUCCAGCUCACCCACCGAACUCCACACGGAGACGGCGAUCGUGGCCUCCGUGGAAACGGGCAACGACAUCCGCUGGACGUUCGAUAUGGGAGACGGGACCGUGCUGAGCAGCCGGCGACCCUCGGUGCUGCACCGAUACGUCAAGGAAGCCAACUACACGGUGAACGUGAGCGCCGCCAACGCGGCCAGCUCCUCCUGGGUGACCCUGAGCGUGGAAGUGUUUGUGCUGGAGGUGCUGCGGCUCGAGCCUAGCAGGUGCAUUCAGCAGCUCCUCGACGUCAGCUUUGUCGCCUUUGUGUCGGGGAAUUCCUCCCUCUACGUCUACGACUGGAACUUUGGGGACGGCUCCCCGAACCUGACCGUCCGGGGGAGUUCAGAGGUGGCGCACCUCUUUGAGAACAGUGGGCUUUAUCACCUCUCCCUGGCACUCUCCAGCAGCGUCAACAAGGCGAACUUCUUCACCAGCGUGUGCGUUGAGCCCCUGAUCGCCAACGUGUCCUUGACUGUGCUCAACCCGUACACCCGGCUGGGUGAAGAGAGCCGGUUUUCCGCCAUUGCCUUCCCCGAUUACGCGUACAGCUAUGUUUGGGAUUUCGGCGCCAAUGAUUCGUCUCUGCGGGGGUCCGGUGAGGUAGCCUUCACUUACCAGGCUGCGGGACGCUACGUGGUGACGGUGACCGUGCUCAAUAACAUCUCGUCCAUCAAUGAUACCGGGCUGGUGGAGGUUCAGGAGCCCAUUGGCACGGUCGGCAUCGAGCAUAACGGAACAAAGUGGAACAACCUAACGGUAUCCCAGUCCUACACCUUCACCGCGUCUGGCGACCGCAGAACGGCCAACUAUACGUGGGACUUUGGCGACGGCACCGUCCAGUCGGGCCCCAGUGUCACGCACGCCUACGAGGUGACGGGUCUCUUCAACGUUUCUCUCGUCGUCGGCAAUGACGUCAGCAGCAGCGAGUCGCAGGUGACGGUGGCGGUCAGGAGCCCAAUCCGUGACCUGAAGGUGACCGCCAGUCGCAUCAACGUCCCCUUGAAUGGAUCGGUGUGCUUUGAGGCGUCCCACUCUGCGGGGGACAAUAUCCGCUAUUCCUGGAUCCUGUGUGACCGGUGCACGCCCAUCAACGGCCAGGUGACCAUCUCCUACACGUUCCGCUCCAUCGGCACAUUUAACAUCAUCGUGACCGCGGAAAACGACGUCAGCUCCAUGCAGGCCAGCAUCUUUAUCUACGUGCUGAAGGAACUGGAGGGGCUGCAGAUCGUCACGGAGGACCUCGUUGAUGGCUGCUGCAUCGCCACCAACCGAAGCCUGCAAUUGCAGGCCGUCCUCAGAGAUGGGACCAACAUGUCCUACGCCUGGGUGAUCCUCAGGCACCAGACGGUGGUUCAGGAGUUCACCAGCAAGGUAAUCGGGUGGGUCUUCCCAGAGGCGGCCCCCUACGAGGUCGUGCUGAGAGCCACCAACCUGCUGGGUAGCACCAGUGUGAACAGAACCAUCGACGUCUUGGACCCCGUGGGGAGCGUCACCACGACGGUGCUGCCUAACCCCGUGAAGGUCAAUGGCUCCUCCACCGUCCACCUGGUGGUAAGCGGCGGUACCGCCCUUUACUACACCUGGCCCACUGAAGACCAAGGGAUGACAGUGACCAACGAAUCUCAGAGGACCUACAAGUUUGCCGAGCCGGGACUCAAAGUCCUGCAGAUUGUAGUCGCCAACAAAGUGAGUUGUAAAAAUGAGACGAUCCAGCUGAGUGUGCAGGAGCCGGUGGUCCAGGCCUCCUUUGUGGCCCUCGAUCAUCUCAGCCCCUACUACGUGGUGACGGGGUCCGGCGUGACGUUUCUGGGGGCAGUGCAGAUGGGUACCAACCUCACGUGGCUGUGGAAUCUGCAGGAGCUGACGCUGUUUGGCCAGAGAGUGACGCACCAGUUUAGUGCCCCGGGGGUCUUCACGGUGACCUUAAACGUCUCCAACGACGUCAGCUGGGCCAUAGCAUCAGAGAACAUAAGCGUCCAAGAUAAAGUCGAGGGUCUCGAGCUAAAAGCCAGCAAGAACAUCGCCGCCAUUAGGGAGAACGUGCUCUUCAUGAUCGGCAUCUCCUCAGGGACUUCCGUCAGCUUCCUCUUGACCAUCAGCGGCGACUCGUCAGUCUUGUUUUACAACCACAACUACACCCACCAGUUCACCAAGAUGGGCAACUUCAUCGUCAACCUGACGGCCCAGAACCAGGUGAGCAUGGAGAGGACCAGCACCACGGUCUGCGUGAUGGAGCCCGUCAGCCGCCUGCGCAUCGUCAACUGCUGCGAAGACGCCAUCCCAGUCGGGGUCAGCCGCAUCUUCAGUGCCGAAACGCAGACGGGCUCCCCGUUGACCUUCCUUUGGACCUUUGACCUCCACUCUGGGCUCAAGCAGACCAUCAUUGGGAAGCAGGUGUCCUACAUGCCGCUCCAGGCUGGACCUCUGACCAUUUAUCUCAGUGCCUUUAAUGCCCUGGGAAGCCAAAACAUAACCAGGGAGCUGCAGGCCCAGAACCGACUGGUCAGCUCCGCCGUGGAGGCCCGGCCGGCCGACACCUUUGUCAACAAGCCGCUGCUCUUUCACGCCUUGGCGCUCCCCAGUGCCAGUCAGGUGUCGUACCUGUGGAACUUUGGCGACGGCUCCGACAGGGUCAGGACCACCUUCACCAACAUCUCGCAUGCCUAUUUGCUCGAGGGGAACUACACCGUGGAGGUGAACGCCAGCAACCUCGUCAGCUUUGUGAUGGCUUGGAAAAAAAUCACCAUCCGAGUCCUGGGCUGUGACGAGCCUGAGGUGGUGCCCGUCUUGUCUCACAUCGUCCUCAAGAGGUCGCAGGGCAACUACCUGGAGGCGGCGGUUGACCUGCGGGGCUGCACCAAGUACGACGUCACCUACCUGUGGGAAAUCUAUCGCUCUACGACCUGUGCCAACUGUCGGGAGCCGAUGAGGGUCCGCCUGCCGGCGGAUGUGCGGGGUCCUCAGCUGGUCCUUCCCAAGAUGAGCCUGGAUCUGGGCAGCUACUGUGUGCUCUUCUCCUUGUCUUACGUAGGAGUGCCGCUCACCAAGACCAUCGCUAUCUCCUUGAGCGUGGUCCCCAGCAGACUCGUGCCGAUAAUCGAUGGGGGGACAUUCCGGGUUUGGUCCAAAACUCAGAAUCUGGUGCUGAAUGGCGACAAGUCGUAUGAUCCAAACCUUGAAGCGGACAGCCAGUCUCCACUGAACUACUCGUGGGCAUGCGUGUCUUCCUCAAAGACGCCAUCCUCUGGCUGCAAGUUGAACUGCACGUCCAAAGACAAGACACUGGUGAUUGCCGAGAACCUGUUAGAGGUGAAUGUGGAGUACACGUUCCUUCUGGGCAUCAGCAAGCCGAACAUGAGCCCCGAGUACACCAACCAGACGGUCUUGGUGAAGAAUGGCACCAUCCCCAUUGUCUCCAUCGAGUGCAUCUCCUGCAAGGCCCAGUCAGUCUACGAAGUGAGCCAGAGCUCCUACAUCUACCUGGCAGGAACCUGCAGCAACUGUCAAGAUAACCUGCACACGGGGCGCUGGUUUGCAUGCAGCUCAGAGAAUCAAUCCCUGGAAUUGAACAUGACCACAACUUCCACUGGACGCUUUGGCAUGAACCUGGUGGUCAGGCAGGGGGUCCUAAAAGAUGGAGACACAUAUACCUUCAGCCUGCAUGUGCGAGACCCUCUGAUGGAGAACGAGGGGUUUGCUUCCAUCGUUCUUAGGCCCAAUCUGCCACCAGCUGGGGGAUUCUGCACCAUCAGACCCAGCAGCAGAGUCAGUGCUUUGACCACAAAAGUCCACUUCAGCUGCUCCGGUUACCGGGACUCGGAAGAUUCCGGAACGCCGCUGAUCUACAGUCUGACGGCUUCACGCUGCAGCGCCCGGGGGCACUGCGAGGUCUUCAGCGUCUACAAAGGCUCCAACCCGGAGUACUCGACCUUCCUUCCCAUUGGGUUCAGGGAAAGUAACUACCAGCUGAACGUGUCCAUCACCGUGCAGGACCAGCAGGGGGCAGCCAUCGUGGCCCUGAACCAGUCCCUGAAGGUGGCGCUCCCCGAACUGCCAGGAGACUUCCAGAGCCUCACUCACUGGAUGUGUCACCAGAUGGAAGGCACCUUGCAGGACCUGCUGAAGCUUGGGGACCCUCAACAGAUCCGGGAAUACUGCUUGGCGCUAAUCACACUGCUGAACGAGUACGAACAAAAUGACAACCAAAUCUUGGAGUCUCAGAGUGAGAGGAGCUGGAGAGUCAUGAUCCGCAGCAACGUCACCCUGGCCCUGGUCUCCCUGAAGGUGAACACCGUGGAUGACAUCCAGCAGACUUCGGCGGCGCUGGCUCAGUGCACGGCUGUUAGCAGAGAAUUUAUUUGUGAAGAAUGCCAGCGUAAAACCUUAAACAAAUUGGAGUACAUGUUGACAAUCCUGCAGAACGACACAAAGCGAGGCACCGUGACGCCCACUGAAAUCGCCGACAACAUCCUGAACAUAAUGGGUGACCUGAUUCAUGUUGUUAACCAGAAGGCAGACCCUGAAGAAUCAGAAGACAAGUCCCACUGCUGCACAGACCAGCACCAGCUACUGGCGUCCAAGGCCUACACGCUGUCCUCGGAGCUGAUGCGUAUUCUCAUGAACUCCCGCGUCCUCAACGAGGAGCCCCUGGUCCUCCGCGGGUCGGAGAUCACCACCAAGGGCAUCCGGGCCGACCCCCUGAACCUGCUCUGCUACCUGCCUGCCCCCGGGUGCCCCUUCUCCAUCCCCAAAGACUUCAACAGCACCCUGGGGGACAGGACGGACGUCAUCCAGGUACUCUUCCAAGUGCACUCCAACCCGUUCCCCUUCAGCUACGUGAGCAACUACUCGGUGUCCACAGAGGUGGCCUCCAUGGCCUUUCAGACAGAAGAUGGCACUCAGAUCCCCAUCCAGAGCCUGGGAUCUCGCAGGGCCAUCAAGGUCACGGUGUCCAACACCACCGGCGCCAGGAAGGUGCACUCUGGGGUGCAACACGUCGAGGCGUGGAGUUCCGUCACAGUCGUGGUGAAGACGGGCAACCAAAACAAGGCGGCCGGAGUGCACAUUGAGGUCACCUUCAACCUGUCAGACGGUGAAGCGCUGGGCGGCAGGGCAGAACCCUACAUCAGCGUUUGUCUCCAUGGUGGGCAAAGCCAGCAGGCGCACAACUGCACCUCCCAGAGAAGGAUCACCCUGAGCUCGGGCAGCGGGGCCGACCACAAGCUCUACACCUUCUUCAUCUCCCCAGAGGUCUCAGACACCACCGCAGAUUACUAUCUGAACGUCACCAACGAGUGCCCCGCACCGGUGGACCUGCAGCUGGGCGUGUACACCUCUCUGUGCCAGUACUUUGACGAUCAGGACAAGCGUUGGAAGACUGAUGGCAUGGUACCCUUGGAGGAUACCACCCCCCUGAAGGCCGUGUGCCAGACGGAGCAUCUCACAGCCUUUGGUGCCAGCUUAAUUGUGCCCCCCAACUCAGUACAGUUCAUAAUUCCGCCUCCUCGGCCGGGCCUCAACUACAUCGUCCUGCUGACCUGCACCAUGUGCUUCAUCACCGUCUCAGUGGUCAUCGUCAUCGUGUGCAAGCUGGACCUGAUCGACAUUCAGCACGUCGGGGUCGUCCCGUUCUGUGGCAAGGACGGACUUUACAAGUACGAGAUCCAGGUGAAGACAGGAUGGGGGCGAGGAUCAGGGACCACGGCUCACGUAGGAAUCAGCCUGUACGGCAGCGACGGGAGGAGCGGCCAUCGCCAUCUGGAUGGCAGGAACGCUUUUGUGCGGAACAGCAUGGACAUUUUUCACAUCGCAACUGACCACAGUCUCGGCAACAUUUGGAAGAUUCAGAUCUGGCACGACAAUAAAGGCCUGAGUCCCUCCUGGUUCCCUCAGUAUGUCAUCGUCAAAGACCUCCAGAGUGGCAAGAAGAACUUCUUCCUCAUCAACGACUGGCUUUCCGUCGACAACGAUGACAACGGUGGCUUGGUGGAGAAGGAGAUCCUGGCUGCAACGGACGCCGAGCUCCGGCGAUUCACCCGCAUCUUCAUGGUGGAGAUGGCCAGAGGAUUUUCAGAGAAGCACAUCUGGCUCUCGCUGUGGGACCGUCCUGCUCGCAGCCGCUUCACCCGAGUUCAGAGGGCCACGUGCUGCGCCGUCCUCCUCUUCCUCUUCUUCGUCACCAACUCGUUGUGGUACGGCAUCGUCGUGGACACGGACAGAAGUCCCGGCCCCGUGGCAGACCUGGUGCCGCUGAACGGGGAGAUGGCAGCCGUGGGCCUGCUGACCUGCGUCCUGGUGUACCCCGUCUACCUGCUGCUGCUGACGCUCUUCAGGAUGGCCCGCAGCAAGGCCUCCUUUGAGUUGCCCCCUGAAGAAGCCGACCAGGAGGCGUUGGAGAUCGACGACGACUUGGACACCUCGACCGUUGGCAGCUCUUUAAUGACGUUCACGGGCAUCGCCACGGAGGUGACCGCUCACUGUGCUGGCAUUUUCUGGGCUUCACAGGUGGAAUUGGCACUAUUUGACCACUGGUCACUGCUCUUGAGAGGGUGGGCUUUACAUUGGCCAAUUGUCAACUGCCCAGCAGGCACUGAAAUGGGGGCACUGGGGGGGGGUGGUUGGCCUCAACUAACGAUGCCCAUUUGUCUAAAGCUGGCAGGCCACACUAAUGGCCGAAUCUCAUUACAGGCCUACCCGGAUGACACCAACCCGGACCCCUCUGCUGCACUGUCAAAGAGCUUACACAAGAUGGCCUCCCCCGAUGUGGUGCCCACCUGGAAUGACUUCCUCAGUGACUCGUCCAUCGUGGUCAACAGUCUGCCCAAGCUGAAGAGAGGCCAGGGCAGUCGGCAUCUGGGCGUGGACAUGACACUGGCACCCGAGGAAGACGACUUGUACAGCCACAGGAACAAAUACUUCACCGCUUCAGAUGAGGACUUGAUUCGGAAGAUCCUGGCUGAUGGGCAUGGGCAGGCGCCAAGGCUGAUGGACAUGGACCAGUUUCUCUCUCCAAGCGAAUCGGAGCUGUUGACGGUCUUUGGCGAUAAAACCGAAGUCAUCAUCCUGCAGAAGCUGAACGAGCCGAGGACGUCGAGAUGCCAGCUGGCGUCAAGGUCAGCGUAUGCCCAGGCAGCAGACGGCGGUGGCUCCUUGGCGCUACUCCCACCCUGGUGCAGCCACACGGCCCACGUGCUCGGCCUCCUCAUGUGCGCUGGCGCCUUUGGCGUCUCCGUCUGGAUCGGCGUGGGCUUCUCGUCCCAAGUGGCGCUCAAGUGGCUCAUCUCUGGCAUCUUCAGCUUCUUGGCCUCUUUCUUGGUGCUGGAGCCCCUGAAGGUGGUGGUCGAAGCCCUCUACUUCUCCUUGGCCAUCAAGCGGCUGUACCCCGAGGAGAGCGACACGCUGGUGGAGAACCCGCAGGUGGAGCACAUUUCCGAGAAGGUCACCCGCGUGCGGCCCCCCCAGGGCUUCGCUCUUUUUCAGGCCAAGGAGGAGGCCAAAAAGGUCAAAAUGCUGCACACCAUGCUGAAGAAUUUCCUCGUCUACAUGCUCUUCCUGCUGGUCAUCCUGUUAACCAACUACGGCGACUCCUUCGGCGACACCAAUGCCCGCCGCCUGCAGUGCCUCGUUCAGCAGCAGCUCGAGUCGACGGCGUUUGGCAGCAUUUCCAAGCCGCACGAGUUUUGGAUCUGGCUGUCGGAGACAUUGCUGCCUUACCUGUACGGGAACAAAACUCUGACGGACGCCUGCAACGUCCUGCUGGGCAGCCCGCGUCUGCGGCAGGUCCGCUCCCUAGACGAGUUAGCAGAGGAUGCCAGGAGCCCAGCAGGGGGCAGCACUUCCAGUGCAAACACACGGGUGGCCAGGAUGAACGCGAGUGACGUCUGGGCGUAUGUCCCUCCAGGGCUGCCGGGGGUCUGGCACUGGGGGCAGUUGUCCAUUUACGACAGCGGUGGCUUCGUGAAGGAGCUUGGAAACAACAGCCGUGAUGCUGGUGCCAUCGUGCAAAGCCUCCGGCGUUGGGGCUGGCUGGACAGUCGGACCCGGGUGGUCUUUCUGGAGUUCACACUUUACAACACCAACACGGACCUUUAUGCGGUGGUCACGUUUCUGGCCGAGUUCCCACCGGCAGGAGGCGCAUACACAUCACUGGACGUCAGUGUCAUCGCCUUGGCACGACAGGGGGCCGGGGUCGACCUACUCUUUGUCAUGAUGGUCUUCUUGCUGGUCUUCGUCAUUUACUUUGCGGUCCACGAGGCGCAGUCCAUGAAGAGGCAGGGCUGCUCGUACCUGCGCCGGCCCUGGCACCUCCUGCAGUUGGUCAUCACGGGGCUGUCGGCGGCCGCCCUGCUCCUCCACUUUGUCUGCUGCAGUGCCGCCGAGCGCCAGUGGGACCACCAGCUGACCCAGAGGGGCCGCUUCACCGACUUCUACCAGGUGGCCUUCCUGCGCUCGCUCUUCAGCGACUCGGCCGCCGUGCUGCUUUUCCUCCUCACCCUGAAGGCGGCUCGCCAGCUGCGUUUCCUCAGAGAGUGGUCAGUGCUGGGUAAGACCGUGUGGCACUCCGCCCGGGAGCUGGCUGGCGCGGCCAUGGCCUUCACGCUGGUCCUCCUCUCGUUUGCCCAGCUCGGGUAUUUGAUGUUCUGCGCAGACUUGGAAGCCUUUGGCACUUUGGGCUCGGCCACCAUGUCUUUGCUGUCGGUGGCCCGAGCGUCACUGUCACUGCAUGUCCACCUGCCGGAGCAGGCGCUCGUCUGCCUCUUCUACAUCAGCUACGUCAGCCUGGAGACCUGCAUCAUCAUCAAGAUCUUCGCCGCCGUGUUCAUCCGGAACUACAGCCUGGUCCGCGCCGAGAUGUACCGGCCUGCCAUCGAGCCUCAGGAUUACGAGAUGGUCGAGCUGUUUGUGCGGCGCCUAAAGAUGUGGAUGGGCAUCAGCAAGGCCAAGGAGUUCCGCCACAGAGUCCAGUUUGAAGGGAUGGAGCCCUUGCCCUCCCGAUCGUCCAGUGCCUCCAAAUCUCUGCGCCUGCCAACUCCGGACACCGCCUCGGACAUCUCCUUCAACUCCACCUUAUCGGGUCAGGCCGAGAGCCUGCCGCCGGGUAGCUGUCAGGAGAGACCCGAGACCGAGGCCAACAUGCUGCGCCUCCUGCCCGUCUUCGAAGCCCUGCUACUCCAGUUUGACCGGGUAAACAAAGUCACCGAGGACGUCUACCAGACCGAGUGUCGCCUGGAACUCCUGCAGAGGAGCAUCAACAGGAGCAAAGGGGUGCAGAUGACGGGAAUCCUGCUCAACAAGUACUGCCUGAUGAACCCCCAGUCUGACCGCGAGGCUGAGGACAGGAAAGCCACUGCGCCCAGCAGCUUGUUCAGGCACCCCGCACACACAGCCACCGUCCCGAUGAAAAAGAGAAAGCCCACAGUGCCAAAGAACAAGGUGCACCCCAAUACAGAUAUGCUGAGAACAUAGCGCCCCCUUGCUCAACACCAUGCCACUACACACCAAAGCUCAAACUCGACCCAGCAGGCUGGGCAGUUACCACUUUUAUACAGGCAGCUAUCUGGAGAAGCUUCUGUUCCACAUGCCAAUGGAUGGCACAGCUCCUCCGGCUCAGGAUCAUCACAUGCUAUUCUUGUGGAGGAGCCCGUCACCCGCUCGAGUCCGAGUGACGCCCCUUCUGAUUGUGUUCCUGUUGUUGACUUUUGGAGCUUGGCGAGCUGGCGCUGGUCACCAGCUGACCUCGUGUGGCCCCGGAGGCCCAAGGCACACCAAGCAGUUGGGCUCAAGUGUGUGUGUGUGUGUGUGUGUGUCUGUGUGUGCCUGCACAUGGUUAAGGACUUGUGAAUGAUGAUCCGAGUGGAAACGAGUUGACGGAGAGCUGGAGGGGCAUUGGCAUGGCGGUCAGACCUGCUGCCACUCAAAGCCCCUCAGAAGCACUUUGGUCAAGUUCAAGCGGGCAGCAUGCGAUUCUCUUGCGUCCCCAGAGUUGAGGGCAUUUCCCGUUCCCUUCUACUUGGCACUUUAUUGUUAAAAUUACAUAACUUUUAUUUUGAUUUUUUUUUUAAUACGCAGGGGGCGAUUUCUAGGGAACUUCUACACUUGCUCUGCCUUGAAGCUCGUGCUGGCACGAUGAAGGCUUGCUAUGCGCUUACUCAGGGAUCCCAGAGUCGUGUCCUCCUCAAUUCAAUCGAGACUAACAAAGAACGACACCCACCUCAAAAGUCAAGGGCAAGGGGGGUGGGCACCAACCUUUAAGCUAAUGUUCUUAAUGAAAGGCAAACGCGGCCUUGGUCACUUGGUGUCAGCUGGUGUCACCCCAGCUGGCUUUUUGUAAAGAUGUUGGGGGGAGGGGUGGGCACUGAACGGAGGCAGGCUAUGUGCACCAUGCCACUUUAAAACAGACUGGCGGGCGAGUUCUUUACUCAGCACUACUUUUAAUGUUCUUUAUCUCACAAGUACUCGGUAGCCACUCCUCAAGAUUAACAAUUUUUUCCUUUAUUGCACCUUAUUACGUGGUUGGCGUCCUCUUUUUCUUUUUCUUUUUUUUUUUAAGGGAACCGCAGAGCCAAAAUAAAAGGACAAAGAUGGUGAGGGGUGCAAUGCCAUUUAAAAAGUGCUCCCACCCAGUCCUUCAAAUGUGCCAAACGGAUAAUCGGGUGUCUGCUGCAUUUUUCCUUAUCCUUCAUUUAUUCUGGCUCAGGGUCUGCUGGCGGACUCGUCUUCAGUCCCCCAAGCCGUCACCCGUAAGUCAGCCUUUUCUCAUGGUUGUGCAUGGUACCGGGCCUUGAGUGGCCAUUUUUGCCACCGUGAGAAGGCACUAUACUGGCAUGACAAUCAUUUUGUGUUGGCAGAACGUUAGUUAUGGGUGUAUUUUCACUCAGGCAUUGGCCAGCCUGCCAGAUUGAGGCUGUCCAGGGGGCACGCCGACUCGCGUGCAUCGACUUCAGGGCCCCUUUAGUCAGGUUUUUAAUGCACCCUGAGAAUAACUAACUUUUUUUUUUGGUAAUAUUUAAUUAUUAAUAAACUUUGUUAUUGAAGAUCCCCCAGAAGAUCUGUAAUAGACGGGCUGUCCCUGCACUUGCUUUUUGCUUGGGUCGCUUUCUACCAUGGAUUGUGCCGCUUGUUAACAUCUCUGUAUCAGACAAAAUCAAAUAAAGAUUUGAUGGCUAUG
This is a messenger RNA of Erpetoichthys calabaricus (reedfish), 15252 nucleotides long. It is a transcript of the gene pkd1a, whose product is annotated as polycystic kidney disease 1a. The coding region runs from base 360 to 13550 and encodes 4396 amino acids. Gene Ontology annotation, molecular function: protein binding. The record is from RefSeq and is a predicted model, not a curated record. Lineage: Eukaryota; Metazoa; Chordata; Cladistia; Polypteriformes; Polypteridae. Gene Ontology annotation, cellular component: membrane. Gene Ontology annotation, biological process: kidney development. The transcript is spliced from 46 exons.